Molecule: messenger RNA, 852 nt
Organism: Hyaloscypha bicolor E
Lineage: Eukaryota; Fungi; Ascomycota; Leotiomycetes; Helotiales; Hyaloscyphaceae
Exons: 3
Coding region: 1-675 (224 amino acids)
Source: RefSeq, a predicted model, not a curated record
AUGCUUCAACACAUGAUCUUACUCCUCUUCCUGUUCCUUCCCUUCUCACUUGCGGAUCCCAAACCAACACCAACGCUCCCUUUCACCGUUGCCGCCUUUCAGUCACCCUUCCCUCCUACAGCAAGUAACUCCGUCACCGGACUACGUAUAUAUGCUUCCGAUGGUUUUUUCUGGGCCGGCAGGACUAGGGCUGCUCCAAAUACGGGCUGUGGGGAAUUGAGAGGGAGUAAAUGCCCAGCUGGGAAUGAGACGGUGCUUUGGGUUGAUCGAGAAGGGAAGGCGUUUCUGGAUUCGGCGGAUCCUCAACAAAUUUAUAUUGAUACACGGACUGGAGCUCUGUCAUAUCUUACUCCCGUAUCCACACCAUCAAACAAAUUUUCUCCUGGCGCCAAUGUCGUGAACUUUCUGCAUCUCGGACAUGGAACAAAUCUUACAAGUGUAAUCCCUGGUGCGGAUCCACACAUAUUUGUAAAUGCUGGUCCUGGAACUUUCAAUUGGCUUGGCUCCGACAACUCCUAUUGGUUCCUCUGUCCACAGAAUGGAAAUUCCACGAAGUAUCAAAUUAUGAAAGAGGUUACAGUCAACGACCCGGCCCAGCCGGGGUGCUUGAGUGGGAUUGCGUUGGUUGCAAUUGAUUACUCUGGGGCCAGCCCUGCUGUGGGGGUGUAUCUGUAAUUUCGUAAGGUCAUGUGAACUGGAGGAUUUGGUUCAGCGAUGCAGACCGAUGCUUGAUUUUCCUUCACCCUGGUGUGAAGAUUCGCGAGUUUGUAUUCUCUACAAGAAAAUGAUUGAUUCAGAGUCUCGCUCUAAACGUCAGGCAAAGGGCCACAAUUUCCCAAUGGCGUCGGCGGC